This is a messenger RNA of Strongylocentrotus purpuratus (purple sea urchin), 5869 nucleotides long. RefSeq lists its product as uncharacterized. The coding region runs from base 605 to 2899 and encodes 764 amino acids. The record is from RefSeq and is a predicted model, not a curated record. The transcript has 6 exons. NCBI's taxonomy places the organism in Eukaryota, Metazoa, Echinodermata, Echinoidea, Camarodonta, Strongylocentrotidae. Gene Ontology annotation, molecular function: ubiquitin-protein transferase activity.
GAUAGUAUCUCGUAUAAGUCCAUUGCAUACUGGAACCGGGUGGUCCCUGUAUUAAGCCUAUGGGAGUGAGAGAAUUCAGUAGUCCACGGGUUAACAACAUAAUACCCGCGAGGCUAGACUAGACUGCGCGCGCUCGCUGCUUAAUGCAGUAAUAGCGUAUAUAGCCAGGCGGCCAUGCCAUGCCAGGCCUUGUACGUAUGUACUACUAUUAAGUUACGUCUACGGUAGAUCAACUGAAUUCAACCAGAAGUUGCCGGUUGCAAUCGCGAGGAUUGAAGCGUGUUCUUCGGCAACACUGAGGCAGCAUUUGAGAAGAAAUAUCCCUUAGGCUCAGCUCACCAAUUGAAGGACAAGGACAAGGGUUCUAUCCAGAGUUUCCAAGCACAAUUUUUGUAGGGUGUUUUCUGCAGCUGUGACCCAUGCAUACACACCCUAGCCUCCAGCACAGCAUUGACCACCCAGCUAAUCUCAUUCAGCAUUUUCCUUGGCAACAUUGAGGCAGCAUUUGAGAAGAAUUAACCUUCAACUCACCAACCUGCUCUUAGGCAUUUUCUUCAAGGAUGCUAUCCACAGAUGCCAAAUAGCUACAGAUUGUGUUAAGGAUAUGGACUCUGAAAACAUGGCGAAAGGUGGACAGAAAUCCUUAAUAGAUUUCCUGAAGGAACGACAAGUGGAGGAAGCUUUGCUCAGAGCCAUGGAGAAAGAUAAGAUUGACUGCCAUGCCUUGCUUGAAAUGGAUGAUGAAUGCUUGAAGGACUACCUCCCUGCCUUCGGUGAUAGACUCGCUGCAAGGGCAUUCUGCAGGUGUCAAACUAAAAACGAAAAACCAUCGUCAAGCCUUCUGGAAAGGCUGAGAACAAGACUUUCAAGAAAAAAAAAGUCAGUUGAUGACAAUCCCCCCUCAAAAAAACGUAACAAUGCACACAAAGAUACACGAAAAUUAGAAGUAGGGUGGAUGGAUUUUGACUAUGCAACAAAGGAAUUAAAGCAAGUGAGGAGUCAAGGCGGAGGAGGGACAAGAGAAAUAAGAGCAAACAAGAGCGAAGGACUAGACAACCUUCUUGCAACUGCAAAAGGGCUAUUUUUCCCUGAUGGUAAAUCCAAAAGGGGUAAAAUUGAAGACUACGAAGUGGACAUUCAAGAUUUUAGAGGAUGUGAGAUGAGGAAUUCCACUGUAGGCGAACUGUAUGAAAAUGCGAAAUCACGUGUUUUGAGACUAUACCUGUGCACCAAAAAAAAAAAUAGAGACCAACCAUCGACAGAAACCUCUUCAGACAAUCAAAGUGAAAACCAGCCAGAAGAAGAAAGUGAUUCAAGUGACUGUUAUGUUGUCCAGUUUGGGAGAAAAAGUGAUGAAGGCACACAAUCUCAGCUAGAUGAAACAUUACCAUUAAACCUUGAAUAUGUUGGAGGUUGCAUGAUAGAUGAUGAUUGUGAAUUACCACCAAUACAUUUGGGAUUCUCGGACUUUGAAGGUCAAUCUGUAAACCCACAACGAUCCACUAAUAUUAGUGCCGAAAUUCAACCUCCAAACCAAGCACAAGCCACUGACAAUGGUGCUCACACUCAACCAAGAAACCAAACACUAGAUACUGACAAUCGUGCUCAAACUCAACCAGGAAACCUACAACAAUCCACUGACAAUCGUGCUCAAGCUCAACCAGGAAACCUACAACAAGCCACUGACAAUCGUGCUCAAACUCAACCAGGAAACCUACAUCAAGCCACUGACAAUCGUGCUCAAACUCAACCAGGAAACCUACAUCAAGCUACUGAAAAUGGCGAUCACACUCAACCAAGAAGCCAACAACAAGCUGAUGCUCAAAUUCAACGUGCAAACCCUCAACAAGCUGCCAUAGAUUAUGAUCUUCAGUUAGAUGAUGCGGGAAUUCCUUCAGAUACAAAAGCUCUGCAAAUCCGUUUACAUCGAAGCAAUAUCCAAGCUGAAAUGAUUGCACUUUUCAAGACGCCUGAGAUCCUUAGUAUCCAGUUGAAGGUAACUUUUGUAGAGGAGUUAGGAGUGGAUGCCAGAGGAGUAUCUAGAGAAGCAUAUAGUGCAUUUUGGAACUCCUUUUUUAAUACAUCUGCAGAUGGCGAGGAUUACAGGGUGCCUUCAUUGAACCCUGAAUACGGUUUGGAGGAAUGGCUGUCCAUAGGGAGGAUUUUGUCAAAGGGAUACUCUGACCAUAACAUUUUCCCUGUGCAAUUGGCCCCAGCCUUUCUAAUAGCCGUCAUGUUUGGAGAGGAGACAGUGUCAACUGAGGACUUACUUGAAACAUUCCUCCUGUUUCUUAGUCCACUUGAAAGAGCUACAGUGAAGCAGGCUCUACAAGGAGAUGUUCUGUCAGAUGACGAGCAAGACAUAUUUGAAGACAUUCUAGACCGUGAGGGAUGUCACUCUAUCCCUAAAGGGGAAAAUGUCCGGCCCACAAUCUACCAACUGGCCCACAAAGUUAUCAUACAGAAGAGUAUGUAUGCACUGGAGGGCAUGAGAAAGGUGGUCAGAGAUGCCCUACACUCAGCUUUUCCAGAUGUUAACUCUAUCAAGAUAAUGUAUGGCUCUCUAAAACCUACUCCUAAGAAAGUCUGUGAUUUACUUGCCGCAAAUCCUCAAACAAGGGAGGAGGCCCAGUCGCUUAGAUUUUUGCAGCAAUACAUCCGAGCCCAAAACGAAGAAGGUCUAGGCACAUUGUUGAGAUUUUUGACAGCUUCGCCUGUAAUGACUGCCACACAGAUUUCUGUACAAUUCACAAAUACCACUGGAUUAGCUCGAAGGCCAGUGGCUCACACAUGCGGACCAAUGCUUGAGCUGCCAACAAGUUAUACUUCAUAUAGAGAUUUCAGAUCAGAGUGGCAAGCGGUACUUUCAAGUGGCUACCUCGCCAUGGACAUUGCAUGAUUUUUUUUUUGUGUUUGUUGUUUUUGGUUUGUCUCGCGCAUACUUCAAAGUUAGGAAAAUUGGUGUUAACCUGUAUUUUCGAAGAGAUGUUUUUAAGUGUUUAAAUAGAUCUUCAACAUGUAUUGUCAAUCGAUAUGACACAAACUUUGGAGGAAAUGAUCCUUAAAAUGUCAAUACCAAAUUUCUUUCAUGAUUUAAAAUAUAAAUAUGAAGUAUGGUAUUUCAUAAAGAAAAUUCAUAGCUUUCAUUUGACUCCAAUAUCUAACUUUAGUUUAUUGGCAGUGGAAUGUUAAACAUUUGAUUGUCUUGCUUUAAAACUCGUCCAGAUGUCUGCAUGAAGUAUGAAUAGUUUCAAAUUAUUCUGUAGCAGGUCCCUAACGUCCCUGUCAUAAUAAUGGCCUACCAUCAAUGCACAGUACACGUUGCAUGGUGUGACAUGCAUUACAUGUAAUAGCAAGUUCACCUUUACUUGCACUUUUUUUCCCUUCUCUAAUGAUUAUUUUAGUUUUCUUAAUUCUUUUUAAAUUCCUUGUUAUAGAUUCUUUUAAAUGCUGUGACAUCGCUCAAUGGCAGUGAAUACGGUUUUUAGAACAGGAAUUUUUUAAUCAAAAUUCAUGACGAUUUUUACAAUGCAUUAUAUGGUUGCUAAUAACAUUGCCUAGGUUUUGUCAGUUAUUCCUCCAGCUUAGUGAAGUUUAAUUUAACCCAUAGAGAUACAGAGCUUUCUUCAGGUCUGAAUUAAUCAGCUUUCACUCCUCAAAUUGGCAACAAUUAUUAUCUUUUUCCUCUCAUAGUCUGAAAAAAAAAUUAAAAUGGAUAUAACAUUAAUCAAAAUGAAUAAUAAUUGCAAAAUUUAAUGUAAAAUUGCCAAUUUUCACAUGUAAAUAGUGAUUACAUAUUUUCAUUGCAUUGCCAAUUGAGUUUAAUGAUUAGUUAAAGUUAAACUGCUCGUCAGCAUGCCCUUAUGAUAACUCUUUAUAUGCACCCAUAAUUCUUAUGUUGGUACUCCUGUUUCCAGAUAUGAAUAUAUUUGUUAUAUUACAGGUUACUUUGGAGGAAUGGGCUAGAGUGGAAUAACCGUAACCCUGAAAUUCUGGGAAAAAAAUAAUUUCCUGAAAUCAUCCAUUUUGUUCACGGUCAAGAACAAAGUAGCAAGUUUUGAGUUUGCCCUUGUAGUUGUCUUUUGUUAGGUAUUUUUCUUUUAAAAUUAUUGUUACAUUUCCAGCUCACCUGAGCCAAGGACUCGCAUCCUGUCAGUUGUGCGCUGUCCAUCCUGCCGCAUCUGGGAACUUUUUUUACAUUUUUAUCAAAAUUGAAUUGUUCAGUUUGAAGUGAUGAUAUACAUGUGGGGGCUUGACAAGAAAUAGCGUCAAGUUAAUUAAUUAGCAUGCUGAGAAGAGCAUCUAUCCCCACAGGGCUCUUGUUAAUGAUGUUACAUUUUUCUGACAUUGUUUUGUUUCAUAAUUUUUCUGUACUAGUUACAUGUAUUGUAUUAAUUGUUAACUUAUAUCAGUGCCCGAUGCACUUGUUUUUUAGUUCAUGGUUAUUACAUGAGAAGAACGGUUUUGUCCAUUGAUAAGUCUUUUUAGUACUGAUCUGCUCUAUUCUCUUAGUAAAAUUGACCGUGUCCAAAUACGUUGGAAAAGGAAAGCCCUAGGAUAGAUCUUCAAACUUGUUUACAAAUUGCUUCCUACGUCAUUAUGCGAACACAUUUCUUUAAAAGGAUGUUCUUACGGGCUCAGAAAUUCCGGCCAUAAACUAUCUUAAGGAAAACUCAAAACAAACAAUGGGAUUUAUCUAUACGGGUGUCCAAUUAUACAACGUGUUGCCUGAAAGAGUAUCUUUUCUCAAAUCGUAAGCUCUUUGAAGCAGAGGUAGAUGCAUUGUACCAUUAAAGUGUCAGUCUCCCCCCAACCUCCACCUCCCUCUUUCUCUUCCUCUCUCUCUCUGUCUUAUGUUCUCCCCUUCUCUUCCUCUUUCUCCUCAGACUUCCCCCUAUAUGCUCUCGCGUCCUCUUCUUCCCUCAUCUUUGUUCUCCUUUUCCCUUCAGUUACUAUACAAAUGACACAGACAUCUUACAUGUAUUGUUAGGUUUUCUUGUUUUUAUUAUGUUUCUCUCAUUGUUAUCGUAUUCAUUUCAUUAUCAUGCUUAAUUAAUUAUGCUUAUUAUUACUAGGUUGUUUCUCUGUGUAGUUCUAUUCAAUGUAAUUUCUGUAUGAUUUAUGUUUAAGUUUUUUACCGUGGUUAAAUAAAUUCAAUCAAUUAUUCAAUGAAGACUUUUUUUAAUUGGUCCCGACAGAUGAGCAAGCUCCCAUUACAUAAUAGGUAUACUAUUAUGUUCCCUAUGGCUAGCCAUCUUUGUAGAGCCACCCAGGUGGAGUAAAACUAAGAGAUCAAAAUGUCAUCUGUCCAUAGUGCUUACAAAAAUGUGAAUAAAUUAAAAUAAAAAAAAAUUUGGUGGGUAUAUUGUUCAUGCAUGGGGACCCCCAUAUUUAGCCAAAAUCAAAGGUCAUGUAAGUAUUUUAAUAUUCCAGCUGUCACUUUAAGGACAAUUAUACCCAUACAUCAUUAACAUAAAUAUUUAACUUUUAAGCAGAUUAGUGAAAGUUUGAGCAAAAUUAGAUGAUCCAUUCAAGAGUUAUGAUUUCUUGAAAUUUGAUAAAUUCCACGUCGCCCUCUCUUGAUAAGAAUUUGUGAUGUCAUAGGCGAACAGCAAUAAUAUACAAAAUUUAGGGGAAAAAAAAUCACAAAAGGUCAUUUUUCUUGGUAAUCAAAACAAAACUUGACCUAUCUCAUUCAGAAAGCAUACAAAAGAUAUUAACCUCUACAUAUUUCAAUAAGAUGUUGAGGGAUUCCUCACUGAUUCCAUGUUCUGAUUCCUGAAAUCAAAGGACUGUGUUUGUAUAAAUCAGUCUGUUGUCGAAGUGUUAUUUUUGUUUACUUGCAAUUAAAGUUAUACCUGUCAUUCAU